Anopheles nili is the source of this 1025-nucleotide messenger RNA. RefSeq lists its product as uncharacterized. Gene Ontology annotation, biological process: synapse organization. The record is from RefSeq and is a predicted model, not a curated record. The transcript has 5 exons. Gene Ontology annotation, cellular component: neuron projection membrane. NCBI's taxonomy places the organism in Eukaryota, Metazoa, Arthropoda, Insecta, Diptera, Culicidae. The coding region runs from base 31 to 987 and encodes 318 amino acids.
GACGUGCGGCGUAGUCGAAUUGUUCAUUCGAUGCCUUAUCAGAGCAAGCAUCAUCACGAGCGUCACUGGGGACCUUUUUUCGAGGAACCGGUCAACGUGACUUCCGGGGCGGCCUUGCAGGUUGGAUAUCACUUAUCAACGGAGGCCAUCCUCAACUGUAGAGUAGGAAUGCUUAAGGAUAAAACGGUGAUGUGGAUCCGGAGGACCACCGAUAAGGUGUCGUUACUCACCGUGGGCAAUAAUACGUACAGCGGGGACCCGAGGAUAAGGGUCAAAUUUCAAUAUCCCAAUAAUUGGAGGCUACAUAUCAACCCGAUCAAAUCAGACGACGCCGGACUGUACAUGUGCCAGGUGUCGACGCAUCCGCCGCGGGUUUUCGCAACGAACCUGACCGUCUUAGAGCCCGCCGUCAGAAUAGUGGACGAAAUGGGGUACGAGUUCUUCGAUCGUUACUACAAAUUGGGCAGCACGAUCGAUAUCGCGUGCCAAGUGUCGGUGUCGUAUCUGGCGAGUCUUCCUCCCAGCGCGAAGCAACCGACAACACAGCAACAACGAUCAUCGAAGGCCUCUAGCGGUCCUUCCAUAGCUAACUCCCUGAGCCCAACUGCAUCGGGGAACGAGUGGUCGAAGCACGCCAAUGAACAAGAAAACAAACCGAUGCCCGAUGUCACGGAGAGAGGGUUGAUUAGCUGGACCAAGGAUGGCGCCGAGCUGCCGAAGGACGUCAAGAUGAGUUUUAGUGGCACCCAGCAGUGGCUCAUCAGCCGGUUAUCGAUUCUGCAGGCAAAUCGUGUCCACAGCGGCGUCUACAACUGCACCGUCGCCGGCAAACACGGUACGUCGGCUCAGGUGCAGGUCCUGAACGGUGAAACUCCGGCCGCAGUUCAGCAUAAUUUCGGCCCACGGUUGGCAGCAUUUGUCCUGAUCGGGGAUCGUACGGCACUGGUGGCAAUAAUCUGGUGCGUCUUGCUAAACAAUUUAAUGUAGCAUACCUGCUCAAUACUCCGUAGAAUCUUACUCCGAAA